Phlebotomus argentipes is the source of this 3039-nucleotide messenger RNA. It is a transcript of the gene Prp5, whose product is annotated as probable ATP-dependent RNA helicase DDX46. NCBI's taxonomy places the organism in Eukaryota, Metazoa, Arthropoda, Insecta, Diptera, Psychodidae. Gene Ontology annotation, cellular component: nucleus. Gene Ontology annotation, biological process: mRNA splicing, via spliceosome. The record is from RefSeq and is a predicted model, not a curated record. Gene Ontology annotation, molecular function: nucleic acid binding; ATP binding; RNA helicase activity. The coding region runs from base 109 to 3039 and encodes 976 amino acids. The transcript has 3 exons.
GGAAAAUUCGGAACGUCGGUGUUGUCACAAACCAAUUAAAUACCGAUCUAUACGUAUUUUUCGCAUAAAUACCUGUGCAACUCUCGCAUAUCUAAUAUUCACACAAAAAUGGCCAGAGGAAACACAAGCGGACGCGACAGACGGGGAAGCGGCUCUCCGGAGCGAAAGCGCGCCCGGCGCUCCAAGUCACGGGACAAGGAGAGGAGGUCCAAGAAGGAGAGGCGAGACACGGAGAGGAGCAGAGAUCGUAGCCGGGAGAGGAAGCACGGCAGCAGCUCGUCGAAGAGCAGCAAAGGCGUUUAUGCGUACGCGAAGGAGCGCGAGGCGGCAAUGAAGCUGGCCAAGGAGCGCAACAGAGAGCGCGAGGCGAAGGAGGCGCAGGAGGUGAAGGAGGAGACCUUCGAUAUGGGCGCAAUUGACAAGGAGGAGGAGCAGCGCCGGCUGGAGUUGGAGAUGACGAAGAGGCGCGAGCGGAUUGAGCGAUGGCGCGCGGAACGGAAGAGGAAGGAGUUGGAGGUGAACAAGAAGGACAAGGUGAGCGUUCUGGCGAACAUCACGCUGCCGUCGGCGAAGAAGUGGAGUCUGGAGGAUGAUUCUGAGGACGAAGCGGAGGAGGCGCCGAAAGAUGGCGUGCCCGAGGAGGAGGAGAUCGAUCCGCUGGACGCCUUCAUGAUGGAAGUGAACGAGGAGGUGAGGAAGGUGAACAAGAUCUCGCAGCCGAUGAAGAAGUCCGGGAGUGGCGUGGUGAUAAUGACGGGCGUGGCGAAGAAGUCUGAGGUGAGCACGAAGAAGAAGGGCGAACUGAUCGAGCAGAACCAGGACGGACUCGAGUACUCGUCCGAGGAGGAAGUGGAGGACAUCAAGGACACAGCGGCGAAUCUGGUGAACAAACACAAGAAGGAAUUGGCCAAGAUUGAUCACACGGGCGUCAAUUAUGCGCCCUUCCGCAAGAACUUCUACGUGGAAGUGCCAGAGCUGGCGAAGAUGAGUGGCGAGGAGGUGGACAAGUACCGGUCGGACUUGGAGGGCAUCCAAGUGAAGGGCAAAGGGUGUCCGAAGCCCAUCAAGACCUGGGCGCACUGCGGAGUGUCCAAGAAGGAGCUGGACGUGCUGAAGAGGCUGUCAUUUGAGAAGCCCACGCCCAUUCAGUGCCAGGCGAUUCCGGCCAUAAUGUCGGGCCGAGAUUUGAUUGGCAUCGCCAAGACGGGCAGUGGGAAGACACUGGCCUUCAUCCUGCCCAUGUUCCGCCACAUUCUCGACCAGCCGCCGCUGGAGGACGGCGACGGGCCCAUCGCCAUCAUCAUGACGCCUACGCGCGAGUUGUGCAUGCAGAUCGGCAAGGACAUUCGCAAGUUCUCCAAGCCAAUCAAUCUGCGGGCUGUUUGUGUGUACGGCGGCACGGGAAUCUCCGAGCAGAUCGCCGAACUGAAGCGUGGCGCUGAGAUCAUCGUGUGCACGCCGGGCAGGAUGAUUGACAUGCUGGCCGCGAAUUCUGGACGCGUGACAAAUCUCAAGCGCGUGACGUACAUCGUCCUGGAUGAGGCGGACAGGAUGUUUGACAUGGGAUUUGAGCCACAAGUGAUGCGCAUCAUCGACAACAUUCGGCCAGAUCGGCAAACUGUGAUGUUCAGUGCCACAUUUCCGCGCCAAAUGGAGGCGCUGGCCAGGCGGAUCCUCAAGAAGCCCAUCGAAGUGCAGGUGGGCGGACGCUCUGUCGUGUGCAAGGAUGUGGAGCAGCACGUGGCGGUGCUGGAGGACGAGGCGAAGUUCUUCAAGUUGCUGGAAUUGCUGGGUCACUACCAGGAGCACGGCAGCAUCAUUGUGUUCGUGGACAAGCAGGAGAACGCGGACAUCCUGCUGAGGGAUCUCAUGAAGGCUAGCUAUCCGUGCAUGAGUCUCCACGGUGGCAUCGAUCAGUUCGACAGGGAUUCCACAAUUGUGGACUUCAAGUCUGGCAGAGUGAAGCUCUUGAUCGCCACUUCGGUGGCUGCUCGUGGGCUGGAUGUGAAGCAGCUGAUUCUGGUCAUCAACUACGACUGUCCCAAUCACUAUGAGGACUAUGUGCAUCGGUGCGGCAGGACGGGAAGGGCGGGCAACAAGGGAUUCGCCUGGACGUUCAUCACGGACGAUCAGGGAAGGUACGCGGGAGACAUAAUCAGGGCGCUGGAGUUGUCAGGAGCAUCCGUGCCGGAGGAUCUGCAGAGUUUGUGGACGAAGUACAAGACUGGCCAGGAAGCGGAGGGCAAGCGAGUGCACACGGGCGGCGGAUUCAGCGGAAAAGGCUACAAGUUUGACGAGCAGGAAGCGAACGCGGUGAAGGAGAGCAAGAAGUUCCAGAAAGCGGCGCUCGGGCUGCAGGACUCAGACGAGGAGGACGAUUUGGAUCAGGACAUUGACCAGCAGAUCGAGAGCAUGUUCGCGGCGAAGCGAAAUGUGAAGGAGGUGGAAGUGCCCAUGGCCACGGCGCACCUGCCGCAGACGUCGUCGACGGAUAAGCUGGAGUUGGCCAAGCGUCUGGCGUCGCGCAUCAACAUCGCGCGGAAUCUGGGGAUGGAGGCGAAGGGCGCCACGCAGCAGGCGGCUGAGGCGAUUCUCAAAGGUGCGGCAGCGCAGCCGAUCAUCACGGCGAAGACGGUGGCGGAGCAGCUGGCGGCGAAGCUGAACAACAAGCUCAACUACCAGCCGAAGGAGGAGGAGGAGCCCUCGGCGGCCGACAGCGAGGCGACGUUCAAGAAGUACGAGGAGGAGCUGGAGAUCAACGACUUCCCGCAGCAGGCGCGCUGGAAGGUGACGUCCAAGGAGGCGCUGGCGCAGAUCUCUGAGUACUCCGAGGCGGGAUUGACGGUGAGGGGCACGUACGUGGCGCCCGGGAAGAAUCCGCCCGAGGGCGAGCGGAAGCUGUAUCUGGCCAUUGAGAGCUGCAACGAGUUGGCGGUGCAGAAGGCCAAGAGGGAGAUCACGCGGCUGAUCAAGGAGGAGCUCCUGAAGCUCUCCACGGCGCACCAUGUGUUCAAUAAGGGGCGCUACAAGGUGGUCUAG